Myxocyprinus asiaticus (Chinese sucker) is the source of this 7406-nucleotide messenger RNA. RefSeq names its product putative Polycomb group protein ASXL2. Gene Ontology annotation, molecular function: peroxisome proliferator activated receptor binding; DNA binding; chromatin binding. The coding region runs from base 108 to 3770 and encodes 1220 amino acids. NCBI's taxonomy places the organism in Eukaryota, Metazoa, Chordata, Actinopteri, Cypriniformes, Catostomidae. The transcript is spliced from 12 exons. The record is from RefSeq and is a predicted model, not a curated record. Gene Ontology annotation, biological process: animal organ morphogenesis; positive regulation of transcription by RNA polymerase II. Gene Ontology annotation, cellular component: PR-DUB complex.
CCCAAUAUGGCAGCAAUGGUCGGUCUUGCACGGUAACUAAAGCAACAACAACUCUUUCUACAGCAACCUGUGAAAAUCGGGUCGAUUUUGCCCGACCGACCGCAGACAUGAGGGAAAGACAGAAGAAGAAAAAGGGGAGGACGUGGGCAGAGGCCGCCAAAACGGUUCUGGAGAAGUAUCCGAACACACCGAUGAGUCAUAAAGAGAUCCUACAAGUGAUUCAGAGAGAACGACUCAAGGAGAUAAGUGGGACUUCCCCUCUUGCCUGUCUCAAUGCCAUGCUCCAUACAAACUCACGUGGAGAGGAAGGGAUCUUCUAUAAAGUCCCUGGUCGAAUGGGAGUCUAUACACUGAAGAAGGACAUUGCAGAUGCGGUGAAGGAGCUGUCAGAAGAGGCCUCAGAGGACAGCAGUGAUAACAUGUCUGAUACCCGAUGCACAGAAAAUAACAGCACCACCACCAACAGCAAAGAUGGCUGCAGAGGAAGGUGGAAAAGGAGAGUACCGACGAAACUGCAGUCUCAGCCUUCCUCACCACAAUCACGUUGUUCGUCUCCAUCAGUUUCCAGCAGCAAACUCAUCUCUCCGUCACAGAAACACAGCAAGAGGGCCCUCAAACAGGCACUGAAACAGCAGCAGCAGAGGAAUCAUCGGAGACAGUGUGGAAUCCCAACAACCUCCAGCCCAAGGCUACUCCUCAAGUCUGUCAAAGACAUGGCUCAUGAUUCAUCCUCCUCCAAAUCAUCCUGGGAACUGAAACAGACAGAGCGCUGCCCUGCCAGUCCACAGAACUCUACCUCCAGCUCGUCUUCAUCUGUCAAAGCAGAUGUGUGCCACACAGCUGGAGCCCGGAAAGUGUCUCAGCACUCCAGUCGGCUUAGUGCCAGACAACUGAGACGUACAAAAUGUGAGAUAGAUGUUGAGACACCAGACUCCAUCCUUGUCAACACCAACUUGCGAGCACUAAUCAACAAGCACACAUUCUCAUUGUUGCCUACAGAAUGUCAGCAGAAACUUUUGAAAAUGCUGCCAGAGGUUGAUCAGCAGGCAAGUAUGGAUGGGGCAUUGAAGGUGACCAGUUCUGCAUUGAACAAUGAGUUCUUCACCUCAGCAGCACAAUCUUGGAAGGAAAGGCUGGCAGAGGGUGACUUCACCCCUGAGCUGAGACUGAGAAUGCGACAGGAAAUUGAGAAGGAAAAGAAGGUGGAGCAUUGGAAAGAGCAUUUCUUUGAGAGCUACUAUGGUGAACAUUCUGGCCUAAGUAUAGAGGAAUCCAGAGAAUUGACAGAUGCUGUUGACAGUCCUGAACCAGCUAAAUGCACAGUGCAACCAGACAAGCCAGAGAUCGUUAAAGAGUCACUGAAGUUACACCAGGUGAUAGAGGUCAGCCACAGGGAGUUGAGAUCCAGAGAUGUGAAGACAGCAGUAACACAUCCUUCCCCUGAAGAGCCAAUCAAACUUCCAGCUCCAGAACUUCCACAGUUGUCCUUAGAUACAAGGAAUGAAGCACCAGAACAAUUUAUUGCAGAGUCGCCUGUUCAGAAAGCAGUGGGGCCCAAACCAGAGAGUGAAAAAACACUAGAAAAGGAGAUCAAGUGUAAGAACCCAACACCACCUUCGGAAGCAGUGGUCACUUGUUUGACAAUAAAGGAGACACAGGCAACUAAAAUUGAAAUCCCUGUGGCUGAGGUUGAACAGACAUUAACAGAGAGGAAUCAGGCAGAAUCUCCAAUGCUUGCUGUUACAUCUGAGCAUCUGAAAAGGAAGGUCUCCAGUGAACAGGAAACUGAGCUCAUAACAGAGAAGAAGCCCCGUGUCACUCCACCAGACAUGUCAUCCCCAGUUACAGCUAAAGAAACAGUAGAACAGAGAGUACCUCCUCUCAAAAUCCCAGUUUCACGAAUUCUCUCUGCCCCUGCUGUUAUUGAGCCAGUAUCCCCAAGGACUCCCGUGCCCUUGACACCACCUAGCGUUCGUCCCGGUCGUACCGGUGCUCGCACUCUAGCCGACAUCAAGGCAAAAGCCCAGUUAGCGCGGGCACAGCGUGCCGCAGCGGCAGCAGCUGGGUCAUCUUCCUCAAGGGGAGCCGGUUCAGUUGGAAGAACCUCCACACCCUCUCCAGCUCGGUCUUUUUCUGAGGAGUUUUCACCAACAAGCAGCAGAAGUCAAUCUGUGUCACCCAUAAAGCUGAGCUCUGGGUCUCCUGAGGGCACAGGGGGUCUUUCACAAACUUCUCCUUCCUCAGGCUUUACUGGACACAUAGAAACUGGUUUUGCCCAAGGCUUCAGUGCAAACCAGGUUCUUUUAAAAGACAAUAGCUCUUUGAUGGGGUCUCAAACCACUCAGAGUAUGUUGAACCCUAUGGUGAAGGAUCAACAUAGUGGUGGUGGGGUGCUAACACCUAUAAGUCAGGAAGGAAAACUGACAGUCUCAAAUGCAGUUGCUCAAAACCAGAGACCACAGCAGACACCUUUGUCAGGAGCGUCAGUGACUAAGCCUAGCUCUUCAAUCCCAACAAAUAAUCCUCUGGUCACCCAGCUUCUUCAGGGCAAAGAUGUUCCCCUUGAAAAGAUCCUUCCAAAGCCACUAGCCAAGAUGGAGUUUCAAUCUUUGGCCAUUUCUGACCAAGAUAAAGGUAACCUUGGUACCACCACUGUUGGGUUAAAACAAGAGGACCCUACAAACAAAAAAGAUAUCAGCAGAUUUGGGUGCCAAAUUUCUGCUGGUCCAUCUAUAAUGCAAGUCAGAUCUGUGGUAAGUGGAGACAAGCUAGUCAAAAGCACUCAGGACCCAAUCCUCCACCCGCUGAGGCCCAAAUGUGAGCCGAAACACACCAGCUUAAGCAAUCAACCCUCCCAAUUUCAAUCCUAUCAACUAGGGCUCCUUGACGGCAUCCAGGACCAAAGUAUCCAUCUUGGCAUUUUUGGGCGGAAGAGGACGUCCAAGCCAGCUAUGACAGGACACUACCUCCUCAAUGUCUCCACAUAUGGUAGAGGAUCUGAGAGCAGCAAAUGGCCACAUCUGUCUAGUAAUAAAAGCACAACCGUCUCCAAAUUGAAGCCUUUAAAGAAAGAGAAAAUGGAAGUAGAGGAGCAUGUGAAAGAAAGGGCAGAAUCUGUUGGAGGGACUCAUACCUCCUCUCAAGAAAACCUGAAUUCACCAAGGGUCAAAGUGGAACAGAAACCAGAGGUUUUGGCACCACAGCCCUGUUCUGAUAUAAAGUCUGAAUCUCCAUCUCUGAGCUGUUUAUCCAACAAAGAAAAAGUCAACACUAGAACCAAAGAAACAUGCUCAAGAACGCAGCUUGAUGUCUGUAUACAGGGUAACACAGAGCCAUAUCAGUUAAACGACUGCCGCCAACACAUGUACCUGUCUCAGAAAUCACAUAAUGGACAAGAACUUGUAAUAGGCCCUCAGUAUGGUGGCACCAUCAGCAUGUCUGUCCCUCAAGUAUUGAACCACAGCAUAGCUGACACUCUAACCUCUCCUACAGUGUCCUGCAGUGGUGACAGUGAUGUGGCUGGUGGAGGUAUGAUGUCCUUUUCUGUCACUGUUACCGCUAUACCUGCCGGUCACCUACUGGAUCAGAGUAAUCAGGAUGAGACCUCACCCAAGCAAGCCUUCAUAGAAACUUCAGGAAUGGAGGAUGUCCAGUCAAAGUGCUAUUGUCGGCUAAAGGCCAUGAUUAUGUGCAAAGGUUGUGGCGCCUUUUGUCACGAUGAUUGCAUUGGUCCAUCCAAACUAUGUGUCUCCUGUUUGGUGGUACGGUAAUGGUCAUUAUUGCAGGGGAUUAACUAUAACAUUGAGAAUUAAAGGUGAAGUGUGUAAUUUUUUCUAUGUUAAAAUACUUUCUUCUAUCCCAGCUUGAUAUGCAGAGAGAACCAUAAAGUAAGCCAUUUGUAGGUUGAUUCCUCUGAAAGGUGUAAGCACUAUGGCUGUGUUGCACUUUUUAGCAUCCUGACCAAUCUAACAUAGCAGCGGUGGCUCAACCAAUUGCCAUUUGUUUGGGGCUUGAAUAAUCCCUAACCCAAUUCUUCUUCUUCUUCUGUACAAAAUUUGGUAUCUAACUUGUCAUGUCAUUAAAAACAAUUCCGUAGACUUAGCAUUGAAAAGUAAACAGAGUGAUCAUUUCUCUGAAUAAGAAUACUAUAGAGACUUGGCCAUGGGCUUAUUUUGCUCAGCAAGCAGUCAUUCAGUAACACCCUAUCAACUGCCUAGCCAUGCCAUGAGCACCCUUGCAACCGAAAAGCAACAUGACCCUUCCAUAUCUCUGCUCCAGAACAUUGUAGAAACAUGGGGGAUGGCUUGUUUGACUUGUCACAGUUUACUGAGGCCCUUGGUAUAGAGGCCCCAGCCAUAUCUCAGCACCAGAACACCAUAGAGACAUGGGGACUCUUUUGACUUGGGGUAGUGUACUGAGGCCUUUUGUGGAUUGAGGACCUUUGUGGACCUCUUGUAGCCCUUGAGGACCCCUGGGAGCCCCAGCAAUAUAUUGCCACCAGAGUGAGCACUUUUGACUUGAGGCAAUGUACUGAUGCUGUUUGUGGGCCCCAUGAUGCCCUUGUAGGCCCCUGGGGGCCCUAACCAUAUUUCACCAACAGAACCUUAUAGAGACAUGUGAGACAUGUGGGCUCUUUUGACUUAGGGCAGUGUACUGAGGCCCUUGGUGGGACUUUGUGGUGGCGAGUUUUCCACGGCAAGCACCAAUGUCUUUUUUCAGAAAAUUUACCUAUCUAGUUAUUUUUGUAAUUCUGUUUAGUGAUGCAAGUGGUUCAGAAAUUACACACUUCACCUUUAAAUUACAUCACUGCAGUGAGGGUUAACCCAAAUGUUGAUGUCAGAACAGCAGUGACGCUCUUGCAUUGGUAACCACUUGUUGCCAUUUGAGAGGCAUGCUAUUUUGCUGUUACAGUUUUUCUUUACAGCACAUACACAUUUAUCACGAUAGAAGAUGAGGUAUGUAUAUGUGCAAUGUCGAGUAAUACUUCCUCUCAGUGAGCACCUUGUUUUAGACUCAAAAUUCUUAUUCGAUAGUGGCAAUAUUUAAUGUUUUUUUUUUUAUUGUAUUUUUUUUAUAUUUUUGUAACAAUUUUAGAAAUGGAAAUCAAUGUACUACUAUUUUUGUAGAUGUAAAAAUCAUUAUUAUGCCCCUCAGUUUUUAAAGAGUACUUUAACACAGUGCACACUAGCUUGCUGGAUUAGUAACAGGUAACAUCAAAUAUGCUUUGCCUGUACUGCAAAGCUGUUUGUUGGCUAGUUUAAGCCAGUGUGACUCAAGCAAAGAACCACACAACUGAAAUACCAGUUACUUUGCAGAAUUACUGUGAAUAUGUAAACCUAAUAUAUUAACCUGCCUUGUUUCUCAGCUUAAAUGGUACUGUUAAAAGUUUUUAUAUAAGAUAGAAGGGAGUUUUGUUCAAUUUGUCAACAGGCUAGCACUUCUCUUACAUUCUUGGAGUUUUUGUGAAGAGAGAAGAAUGUAAUAACAGGUUUAUAUUGAUGAUUGAUGGUGGCUAUAAUUUGUAUAUUUACAAUAUUUAUAAAAUUAAGAGCAUUAAGUUCCCUUCACAUUUGAUUCAUAAAACAAAUCUUAAAUAAGGUUUAUUAGGGUUGCACUUUUGUAUGUUCAGAAAACUACAAAGCACUUGAAUAAACAUUGCAAAUGAUCUAUACGUAACAAAUGGCUCUAAAAAUGACUCUUAAGGAUAAUGACAGUUGUAGCACUUAAUCAAAUAAUAUAUUGUACCCUCUCAGGAGCUAAACCAGGUCUUAAACAUUUCAUUAGCCUAUCAUUUGUAUUGGUUACGCCACUCCAAAUGACAUUGCCUAUAAAUGGAAUAGUAGAUAUUCCCUAUAAUCUAAUAUAAUAAUAAUAAUAAUAAUAAUAAUAAUAAAACAGAAAAAAAAACUAUUUGAGCAAUGAAGUAAAACACUCAGAAAAGAGAAUAUGAAGAUUUUUUUGCUUUGUUUUAUUUUAUAUUGUAAAUAUUUGCUUUUUUUAAAUUUUAUUUUUUAAGUACUGAAAAAUCGAUUUCUGCAAAGCUUUCCUGUAUCUUGCUUAUGAACAUAUCCGAUUGCCUGAUAAAGGGUUUUUAUAUGUGAAAAACUUUCAAACACAAAUCAUAAUUUUAAUAAUGUUUCAACAUAAAAUGUUGUGGCUCAAUUUCUGUCCUAAAACAAUUCAGCUAAACAGGUCAAUUUUGAUAUGAAUCAAUCUACAUAACAAACUUGUUGCAUCUUUGAAUCAGUCUUUUUUUAUUAUUGUCUGCCUUCUAGGCAAUAAAUAAAUAAAAUAAAAUAAAUAAAUACAUUUAAAAAAAAAAAAAUAUUUUUAUUUUAGAUAAGAUUUGCUUGGUAAUAUACCAAAGUCAAUUUAUGGGGACUAGAUAAUCAGAUAUUGUUUUUAAUGUCUAGUUAAGCAAAGUAAUAUAUUUUAAGUAAUAUAUUUUAAUAUAAGAAAUCAUUUUACAAACCAUUUAAGAUACAGGGUAUUUACUAUAUCUUUAUAUUGGCUGUCCCAUUUUGUUUUACCUUUGCCAAAGGUGUACCUAAACGUUUUACACCUUUUUGUACCAGGGCCCUUAUUACAGUCUGCUCCUUUGAGUAUUUUGAUCUUUACAUUUUUGUAGCUAGUCUUGCCUGCAAUGCAUUUACGUGCCCUUGCAGUGGAUUUGAAAUGGACAAAAAAAUAUAUUUGUGUCAUUUACAGUUCAUUUAAAUGAUUACUGAAAGAUUAGCUUCUUACAAAAAACUGUAUACCAGGUUAUUAAACUAUAGCUUGGUAGUUGUGUUGUGUUGAAUGUCUUUGGGUGUGAGGGUGUUUUUUUUUUUUUUCUUUCUUUUUCAGGUGGCUUUCAUUUACUUAUUUUGUCAGUGGGUUACUCUAAACUGUCGCUUUCAUUUACAUAUAUAUAUGCAGCAUUUAAUCAUACAUACAAGAGACUCAAGAGAAUAUUACUGUGAUACCUCUGUUAUACAUUAUACCAGGCCUUAGAACUGAUUUAGAAAAUUGUUGUUUAAAUUAACUCCCAAUUCUUGGAAAUAUUUUAAUUAGUGCUGUAAACAAGCAGUGUUUAACUGUCAUUUGUUAUUUACUGCCUUCGUUUACUGUGCAUGACUUACCACAACUCUAUCCACAAUCUUGUAACAUUUUACAAAAUACUUAGAUUUUUAAUGAUUCAAUAUUGUCCUCUGCACAACCUUGAAAUUGUAUGACUCAUAGUGUAGGAGGUGUUGGUAUUCCUGGAACAAUGUUUUUAAGAGUGGUUUCCACAAUGAGUGUUAUUUUAUGUUUUGAGAAGUAAAAUGUUUUAUGUAAAAUAAAGGCGAAUGUAAUAUAGUAUUUGUAAUCAGCACUUGUAAGCAAAGUGUAUUUUAUCAAGAAACAAUAUGAAUAAAAAUGCAGGA